Molecule: messenger RNA, 1068 nt
Organism: Halichondria panicea
Lineage: Eukaryota; Metazoa; Porifera; Demospongiae; Suberitida; Halichondriidae
Exons: 4
Coding region: 121-963 (280 amino acids)
Source: RefSeq, a predicted model, not a curated record
GUUGGAAUAACAAUAACAUGAUACACAUCUCUGUGAAUGAAGACCCUUUCCAGAGGAACUGCUACUAAUAGUUAUACUCUAUAGCUGGCUACUAUAUCUGCGCGCGCUGAGGUGUACGGGAUGGCCACUGUGUGCAAGAAAUGGGCGAGUGUGUUUGGAACCUUGCAGCCAGUGAUAAUAGGAAUGAUCCAUGUGCAAGCUCUACCAGGGACCCCCCACAACUGUCUGCCCAUGAUGGAGAUAGUGAGGAGAGCAGUAGAGGAAGCGAGGAUAUAUCGAGACACUGGAUUGGAUGCUUUACUUGUAGAGAAUAUGCACGACACUCCGUACCUAAGGGGUGUGGGGUCAGAGGUCACUGCCGCCAUGACGAGGGUGGCAUGUGAAGUGAGAGCGGCCGUACCUCAACUACCACUAGGAGUGCAAAUACUGGCAGGUUGCAACAAGGAGGCCUUGUCAGUGGCCCUAGCCAGUGGUGGGAGCUUCAUUCGUGCAGAAUGCUUUGUCUACUCCCACGUGGCUGAUGAAGGUUGGAUGGACGCUUGUGCAGGGGAACUGCUCAGAUAUCGCAGAACUAUAGGAGCUGAGGAGAUCAUGGUGCUAGCUGAUAUCAAGAAGAAACACUGUUCUCAUUCUGUGACUGGUGACCUGAGUAUUGGAGAGACGGCUCAAGCUGCUCGAUUCUUUGCUGCUGAUGGUGUGAUAGUCACUGGAGCAUCUACUGCACAACCUGCCAACACUUGUGAACUAGACACUGUACGCACUUCCCUAGGGUCAGAGGUCAAUGGCGGGCUACCUAUACUCGUAGGGUCAGGGGUCACUGUAGAGAAUCUGGACAAAUACAUGUGUCGUGUGAACGGACUGAUUGUGGGGUCAGAGUUCAAGGAGGGGGGACUGUGGAGUAAUGCCAUUGAUGUUGAACGAGUAAGGAAGUUCCUGAGAAGGAAACACGAACUAUUGCCCUAACCUUAUUAGCACCAUUACUGACAUAACUGACUCAUUCAUAGUGUUUCUGUUGAUGGACUGUAUGUGUCACAUGCAACAUCCCUCCUAUCAUUCUUAGUAAUGUUA